This is a messenger RNA of Diaporthe citri, 1497 nucleotides long. RefSeq lists its product as uncharacterized. The transcript has a single exon. NCBI's taxonomy places the organism in Eukaryota, Fungi, Ascomycota, Sordariomycetes, Diaporthales, Diaporthaceae. Bases 1 to 1497 code for a protein of 498 amino acids. Gene Ontology annotation, molecular function: oxidoreductase activity, acting on the aldehyde or oxo group of donors, NAD or NADP as acceptor. The record is from RefSeq and is a predicted model, not a curated record.
AUGACACCAAAGCUACCACCCCUGAAGGAAGCAAUUCCUACUCACUUUGACCUCUUCUACGACGGUCAAUGGCACAAGCCCAAAGAUGGCUCCCGCCUCGAGACCAUCAGCCCCGGCACCGGCGAGGCCAUCACAACAAUAGCCCAAGCAAAAGCCGACGACGUCGAAGCCGCGGUCCAGGCAGCCCAAAGGGCCUUCCUCGCCUGGAAGAACACAACAAUCCAGGAGCGAGCAACCCACCUGCGCCGCGCGGCCGCGGUCCUGCACCAGCACGCCGAGGAGCUGGCGCUCGUGGACGCGCACAACACGGGCAACCCCGUGGCCGAGAUGAUCAUGGACGCGCACACGGCGGGGGCCAGCCUCGAGUACUUCGCGGGGCUGGCGCCCAUGGUGCGCGGCGAGACGCUCCCGGGGGCGUUCCGCCCGGACGAGUACCUGCACUACACCGUGCGCGAGCCCCUCGGCGUCGUGGCGCGCAUCGUCGCAUCCAACCACCCGCUCAUGUUCGCGGGGGCCAAGCUGGGCGCGCCGCUGGCGGCGGGGAACACGGUCGUCGUCAAGCCGCCCGACCAGGCGCCCCUCGCGGUGCUCAGGAUGGCCGAGCUGCUGGCCGACGUCCUCCCGCCCGGCGUCGUCAGCGUCCUGCCGGGAGGCGCCGAGUGCGGCAGGGCGCUGGCGGCGCACCCUCUCGUCAAGAAGGUGACGCUCAUCGGCAGCGUGGCCACCGGAAAGGCCAUCCAGCGGGACGCCGCGGGCCAGCUCAAGCCGACGCUCCUCGAGCUCGGGGGCAAGAACUGCCUCGUCGCCUACCCGGACGCCGACGCCGAGAAGCUCGCGCAGGCCGUGACGCGCGGCACGAACUUCACCUGGGCCGGGCAGAGCUGCGGCUCCAUGUCGCGCGUCUUCCUGCACGAGAGCCUCCACGACGAGGUCCUCACGCGGGUCGUCGAGCUGGUCCGGGAGAAGUGCCAGCCGGGAGACCCCACCGAUGUCAACACCACCAUGGGGUCGAUGAUCAGCAAGGCGGCGCAGGAUGGUGUGCUGGGGUACAUCGAGUCCGGCAAGGCCGAGGGGGCAAGACUCGUCUGUGGCGGCGGGGUGCCCAAGGUUUUCAAGGAUGCACGUCUCUCGAAGGGGUUCUUUGUGGAGCCGACCAUCUUUGCUGAUGUGUUGCCCGACAUGCGUAUCGCUCGGGAGGAGAUAUUUGGGCCUGUCAUGUCCGUCUUUCGCUGGAAGGACGAGGACGAGGUCUUCGAGAUUGCCAACUCGACUUCCUACGGCCUGACCGCGUCUAUCUUCACAAACGAUAUACUUACGGCCCAAAGAGCUACACGCCGAGUCGAGGCUGGUUUUGUAUGGGUCAACGAUGUUGCCAAGCACUUCUUAAACGUGCCUUUCGGAGGGUUCAAGGAAUCGGGUAUGGGCAAGGAGGAAUGCCUUGAUGAGAUGCUGUCUUUUACCAACACGAAGAGCAUAAGUUGGAAUUUAAUGACAUGA